GAGUUGGUUGCAGUUGCUGCACCUUCGAGUCUCGAGAAGUAUUUGUUGGGUGUUGUCUGUUUUCUUUGUAGCUUUUGCUAGCACAACUUCUGCAGUUAUGAGACAGUCCUUCCAGUUCGAAGUGCUAAAAGAGCCAAGAGGGUUCAUAAAGGUUAUCCAGGUUUUUGUUGCCAUUUUUGCAUUUGCCACUUGCACUGAUUUUAGAGGUGAGUUGCAGUUGAAACAAGUCUGCAAUGGAACAAUGACACAUGAUACUGGAGCCAAAUUCAAAUAUCCCUUUAACACACGUCUCCAGUUUAAUGUGCACAGAUGUCGUGAUUGGGCAUUAUUUCCAUAUAUGCGUGAUCUGAGUUACCGAUCCUCCAUGGAAUACUUUGUCGUCAUUGGGGUCUUCUGUUUCCUGUACUCACUGGGUAUCUUAGUAUACUAUAUUGUAUUUGAGGAAGAUCAAGCUUCUUCAGCUGCUCCACCAGCAAAGUUUUCACCACCAGUUAUUGAUUUUGUCAUCAGUGUGGUCUUUGUAGUUUUUUGGUUUACUGGUGCAAUCGCUUGUGCUGCCGCUGUUACUGGCAUUAAGAGUGCAACUAACAUGGAUACUAUCAUCAAGAACAUAAAUUUAUGCACCAAGUCCUCAAUUAACAAUGUACUGUGUACUGCAACAAAGCAAGCAAAUUAUGCAACAUUGGAUAUAUCUGCUGUGAUGGGGUUCUUGAAUAUCUUUGUAUGGUGUGGCAACCUUUGGUUCUUGUACAAAGAGACACCAUGGCAUAACCCACAAAAAACGACUGCUGCAACAGUUUCAGGCCCUGGAGGGCCACCACCUUCAGUUCAAGCUCCAGCUGCUGCCAUUUGAAGAUUUGCUCAUUUGAUAUAAAGCUUUCCAAGAACUACUUUCUUCUGCAGACAAAUAAAUUGACAUUUGACUGGUAUAGCAAGUCGAGGACUUCUUGUCUCAACUUACUUGUCUUCCUUAAUGUAACCAUCCCCUCUCUAGCCUCCAAACACAAUUAUUCUAGGACCACUUGUACUUUAAGUUACCCUUAAACUCUAAGUUCCCUUCAAACUUAUGACAUUUCCAUCUUAUUUUGUUGUUGUAUGUAUCAAGCGUUUUGUCUUCAACACACUAUAACUGACUCAAGUUUAUUGCA
Molecule: messenger RNA, 1148 nt
Organism: Rhopilema esculentum
Lineage: Eukaryota; Metazoa; Cnidaria; Scyphozoa; Rhizostomeae; Rhizostomatidae
Product: synaptophysin
Cellular component (GO): synaptic vesicle; membrane
Source: RefSeq, a predicted model, not a curated record